Molecule: messenger RNA, 3828 nt
Organism: Centruroides sculpturatus (bark scorpion)
Lineage: Eukaryota; Metazoa; Arthropoda; Arachnida; Scorpiones; Buthidae
Product: centromere protein J-like
Exons: 2
Coding region: 666-3515 (949 amino acids)
Biological process (GO): cilium assembly; centriole elongation
Cellular component (GO): nucleus; centrosome; centriole
Molecular function (GO): tubulin binding
Source: RefSeq, a predicted model, not a curated record
AGUUAAUUUACAUAAAUUCUGUUAUAGUUGUUGAUUUGGAUAGAAAUUUGGCAUUGUAAAAUUGUUUUCCUCGAAUAAAUUUUAACAUAAUCUUCAAUAUAGAUCAAUAACAAAUCACUUUUACGUUAUCAAACGGUGAAAUUGCCAUUGUUUACGAGAAAUUUGGCGCAUUUUUCCCACAAUUAGGCCUAACACGUUCACUUGCUUUACAUCAAAGUAAACGAAUACGAACCAACGAAAUACAGAUUAUUUUACUUAAUAACUCGCGUAUCACUCGACUCGCUAGUCAUUUACGUUUUAAAUAAAUCGAAAACGACGAGAAACACGACUAAUUCGUGGAGUAGUGGAAAAUCGAAAAUUCAAAUUUGUCAGAAGAGUAAUCCCGCACUCGGUGACGUCACGCGUUUAAAUUCGAAAAAAUUCCGUGGCGUAAAAUCGUGAUAUUUGUCGUACGAAAUAAUUUCUCAUAUUUAAAUAAGUAUACUUAUCCGUCUGGAAGAUAGUUUAGAAAAAACGGGACAAUGGAUAAUUGGUUAGGCGGUAUCUAAAGAAGUAAUGAGGCAUCGAGAUGGGUAAAAUUCUGUCCGAUGAUUUAGGUGUAUAUAAAUAUAUUCAGAACCUUAUAAUGAACUAAAUGAUUUGAAAAAUGACCUAGAUGAUGAGAAAUGGAAGUAAUGGAUUCUGCCGAACCUCAACCGUUAAAGGCUUUAGAAGCAGUGCACAUUCACAACCAUUUACUAGAAAGAUUUAAUAAGUUGAAGAAAUGGCAGGAAGAGCAGCAGGAACGUUUACGUUCCAUACAAAAACUUCAAUGGCAGAAACUACAUGAACAACAAGAACAUAUUGGUGCUGUAUGGAAGAAAAAACAGAUGAAUGAUGGUAGUGCCAAUGUAAAUACUAUAAACACCAUAAAUGCUCAGAAUAAUCCUAUGCCAAUAUCUGUAACUAGAGUUGAAAAUGCUUAUAAAUCAAAAGAAAGUCAAUUUGUACAGAAGGAAGCAGAAUCGGUCGUAUGUAUUGAUGACGACGAUAGACCCAUUCGAUCGGAAUAUUCAGACGAAACAUCUUUUGAAGAAUUACUUGAAAAACAGCUAUCAAAAGAUAGGGAUAUUCCCACUGGAAAAAAGUCUAAACCGAUAAAAAGGCCAUUCCUAAAAAAGGGAAGUGGUUUGAAGAAAUAUAAUAUUAAGAUGCCUCCAAAAUUAGUAAAGAAACCACCAAAGCAAUUAAUUAGUAAAUUAAAACUGAAGAAAGAAGUUAAGAAAAAUGAUUUUCCGUCGAUAGUGAUCGAAAAACACAACACUGUAACUUCACACGGAGACCAAAGCGAUUCAAAUACUGCAUUGGAUCAUCAAGAAUAUUUCCCACUUAAACAAAUGGAUUUAAAAGAAAUCACACAGCAGGAUUCUUUUAUCAGAGAUUGUGAGAAAUUAAAGAAAGAACAUCAAAAAGAAUCUGUUGAAUUGGCAGAAUUUGAAAUGCUAGAAGAGGCUGCUCACAACAUCUCAUUUACGAGCGAGUCAUCAUUGUUGGCUUACGUGGCAAAACGGUAUCAGUCACCAAAAGACAGAACAAAAUCUCAAGAUAAUAAAGAAAGUGGAAUUGAAAAUCUAGAAGAAAAUCUUGUUUUGCAAACAGCACAGCUUGAAAAAUUGCUUAAUUCUGUUAAAAAUAGGCAUCAGUUUUUACAACAAAAUGUAGAAGAUUUAAAACAAAUUGAUGAUGACAACACUAAUGCUUUAAGUGUAAUAAAUGAAGAAAAUGAUAUUGAAAGCAGCUCUCAGACAGACUGUUCUCUAAAUGUACUGCAGAAUGAGAAUAAUGAAGACAGAUUAUCGGCCGAAUCUGACAAUGAAGAUAAAUCAUUUAAUGAUGAAAAUAGUUGGAAAGGAAGCGUGCAUUUUGAAGAUUCUGAGAAUAUAUUCAAUUCUACGCUUUGUGCCGAUAAUUCUGUUGAUGAUGACUGUCCAAAUUCUACAGUUUUUAAGGAAGAAAAUGACACAUCAAGUAAUAAGUUGAUUGAUUGCAAAAUAAAUGAUGAGCAAAUAGCAGAAAAUAAUAAAACAAAAACAACACAAUAUUCUACAGACAUUACUAAUGAAGUUUUGUUGGCUGAAAGGUAUCAUCUUCAAAAGAAAAGUAAAGAAUUGGAAGAAGAAAUAGAAGUAUUUAAAAAAGAAAAUGCACUCUUAAUUUCACUAAGCAAGCAGCGUGAAGAAAUGGUAAAACAAUUACAAAACGAAAAAAAAGAUUUUGAACAGUUUAAAAAAGAAAUGGAGAAAAAAAUGCAAGGUGAACUUGACGAAGGAAGGAAACAAUUAAGAAGAGAGAGGCAGAAUUUUGAAAGAUAUCAAAAAUUGAAAAAGGAUCAUCCAGAUAAGAAAGAGAGAGAGAUCAUCUCAACACUUCGGCAGCAAAUAGAAACAUUGCAAAAUGAUAUUAAAAAGCAAGAAAAUAAGUGGUCGUUAGAAUGUCGUCGACUGCAAAAUAAAUUGGCUGUUACCGAAAAAGAGAGAGAUAGCUUAAAAAUUUCACUCAAACAACUGGAAUCCCAAAGAGUAGAGUUGCUGACUCUGUUAAAAGAAAAUCAAAAGAAAAAGCAGCAGGUAAAGAAGGAGAUUAUUAAUACUAAUCAGUCGCAACCAAUACAUAGAACUGAAGUGAUUAAUCAUGUGAAAAAGCCGGCUAAGAAGCAGAUCGAGGAAAAUAAGGCCAUCGACGAAAAAGAAAAUAAUUACAGUGGAGCCAAGGCCGACAGAAUAGAAAAGGAAACAAUUGUCUCUAAGAUCUCUUCAGAUAGUGAAGAAAAUUUGAAUUCCAAAUCGAAACAAAAUUUAUCAAAGAAAAAUCUCAAAGUGCGAUUUAAUACCGAUCCGUUAGUAGAUAAACAUAAUUAUGAGGCAAUUUCUCAUUCAUUAGAUACAUUUACGGAGAAGGAAAAUUUUAUGAAAAUCUCUCAUCCAGAUAAAAUAGAAAAUGUGUACAGUAAUGGAGAUAGAGAAUACUUAUAUCCAAGUGGAACAAAGAAACGUAUCAGUGCAGAUAAUUUGACAACAACCAUAAACUUUUAUAAUGGCGACUGGAAACAGAUUUUGUCGGAUGGGAGAAUUAUAUAUUAUUAUGCCGAAACAGGCACCGCACAGACAAUCUACCAGGACGGACUACAAAUUAUAGAAUUUGCAAAUGGACAGGUUGAAACUCACCACGUAAAUGGGGUUAAAACUGUGGCCUUCGGAGAUUCUCAAUUUACUUUAUAUCCUGAUGGUUCUGAAGAGAGCAUCAUGUCCGACGGAACCGUCGUCAGAAUCGAUCCAAACGGAAUAGAAACUGUUCGUUUCUCAAAUGGUGAAAUUGAAGUAAGAACAAACGAAUUUAAGAAACGAGAGUAUCUGGACGGAACUAUUAAAAUACUGUAUGCCGACGGGAGACAAGAAACUAGAUACGCUAACGGUCGGAUGAGAGUUAAAGGGAAAGACGGUGAUGUUAUAUUAGAUAUAGAAUUACCACGUUUAUAACUUUAAUCUUGGAAUUAUAUUAAAAAAUAAAUUUAUGAUUUGAAUGCUUCAAAAUCUGAGAGAAAUUUUUACAAUUACCUUUCUUUGUUGUAAAGUUCUUGAAUUUUGUAAAUAAAAGAAUUUAUUUAUGUAAUUUUUAUUGUGUAAUUUUGUUCCACAACAUACAUUUUUACUCUGUUUUCAUUGAAGAUGAUUCUUUACAAUGGUUUAAGCUUUUCUAAAACAAUUAAAACCAUCAAAACGAUGUAAAACCAUUAUUUUUGAUAAUUACAUCUUAUAACUGAAUAAAAACAAAUUAAAAUACUUCAAACAU